CAAUGAGCGGGUGGUGGACAGCUCCGGCCGGAUCAUCAGACUGUACCCGGAUGUGGUGGAGACCCUGCAGAGCCUGCAGAGAGACGGCAUUCAGAUCGCCGCCGCUUCACGGACUGGUGAGGUCGUGGGGGCCAAUCAGCUGCUGAGUCUCUUCAAACUUGAUGCCUACUUCUGCCAGAAGGAAAUAUACCCGGGGUCGAAGGUUACGCACUUUGGCAGGAUCAAACAGGCGACCGGGCUGCAGUACUCUGACAUGAUCUUCUUCGACGAUGAACACCGGAACAUUGUGGACGUUGGCCGGUUAGGCGUGCUCUGCAUCCACGUCCCCACGGGGAUGACUCUGAAGCUGUUGAAGGAAGGACUGGAGAGAUUCGCAAGCUCGCAGAACGCUCGGAGCUGAGUCCAGGGGGGUCUCCUGCCCGCCCGCCCGCCGUUCCCUGGGACCCCCCCGCCUGAACCAGGAAGCCGCGAGUUUCUACCCCCUGUCUAAAGCGCGUGACAGGCUGAGGACAUGACAGCCUCUCGCCCGGGCCCGGCGUAAAGGGGGCCCACUCCGACCCUGUGCGAGCGCGCGUGUGUGACGUCCGGAACUGUCUCCUGCUCCGUCCUCCACGCUGAGAGCGUUACUGUCAAAGCGAAAUGUGCCGAAUUCUGUACUGGAGAAAGGUGACUUCUGCCUUGCACACCUCCCCCCCCCACCCGUCACCCCAAACAAAGGUCUAAAACCUGUCUAA
This is a messenger RNA of Carcharodon carcharias (great white shark), 734 nucleotides long. It is a transcript of the gene mdp1, whose product is annotated as magnesium dependent phosphatase 1. Lineage: Eukaryota; Metazoa; Chordata; Chondrichthyes; Lamniformes; Lamnidae. The transcript is spliced from 4 exons. The annotation marks the transcript as partial. Gene Ontology annotation, molecular function: acid phosphatase activity. The record is from RefSeq and is a predicted model, not a curated record.